ACUUCACAGCAAACCCCGGGAAACUUCAGAAAAACACCAGGAGUAGAGCCUUCAGUUUCAUAGCUAGCUAGCUAGCUAGUGAUCCCUUUAGCUAAGAUAGCUAGAUACUAAGCUCUCUCUUCGUCUCACUCUCCAUUAACAUUCUGACAUGGCUGGACACAAGGUGGUAUUCUGCACUUGCAUUCUGAUCUUCAUCGUCGUCGUCAUCUCAGGCCAGGCCGAAGCCCGGAGGCUGGCGGCGGUGGCCAACGGCAAUGAGGAUGCCGUCGCCGUGGAAGGUGACGGGAGCUUCAGAGCAGUGCAAGAAACUGCUUCUUCUGCGUCGACUGAUCAUGCAGCUGCAGGUCGAGGCGGCGGCGGCGCCGCCACCGCCGUACAAGGAAGCAUGCCAAUGACGACGACGGACUCCCGCCCUACUGCUCCCGGGAACAGCCCCGGCAUAGGCAACAAGGGGAAGAUCAACAACUAGCAGCUCUCGAUCGUAUGCGUUCCUGUUUAAUUAAGGCUUUUAAUUAAGCAUUUAAGCUCUAUAGCUGGUGAUCGAUCGAUUGUGUGUUGCCGAUCAGCUAGCUCCUUAACAUCUACGUAUACUUGGGUUCUACUUCUGAAUUUGCCUCUAGUUUUUCGCGUCAUUUUGAUUUGAUUUGCUCCAAGCAUCGAACUAAGCUCGAUGUUGUGUGAACUUCUGUCGAUCAGUAUGUGUACUGUGUUGACUGUUUGUACUGUUAAGCACUUAAGCAAUGUUGAUUAUUCAAUAAAGUUGUGAGCGGUUGCAGCUUCUAUGCCACUGCAUAUCGGUA
Messenger RNA from Oryza sativa Japonica Group (Japanese rice), 800 nucleotides. RefSeq lists its product as uncharacterized. NCBI's taxonomy places the organism in Eukaryota, Viridiplantae, Streptophyta, Magnoliopsida, Poales, Poaceae. The record is from RefSeq and is a predicted model, not a curated record.